Messenger RNA from Xiphophorus hellerii (green swordtail), 7866 nucleotides. RefSeq names its product regulator of G protein signaling 14b (gene rgs14b). Lineage: Eukaryota; Metazoa; Chordata; Actinopteri; Cyprinodontiformes; Poeciliidae. The record is from RefSeq and is a predicted model, not a curated record. Gene Ontology annotation, molecular function: GTPase activator activity. Gene Ontology annotation, biological process: spindle organization; regulation of G protein-coupled receptor signaling pathway; signal transduction. Gene Ontology annotation, cellular component: plasma membrane; cytoplasm; nucleus.
GUGCUCAUCAAGUUUGGGUGGAGCACUUCGCUGUAUCCCUUUGACGGAGAGGACAGAGGUUUUUGGUGUUUUUUUUAAUCUGGUAUCCAGGCUAUAAUGGCGAAGAACUGCAAUUCUCUAGGGAUUCCUCUUGCCCACAUGAGUCAGGCAGUGUCAGAUGGAGAGCUGAACAUGACUGCGCGGGGCUGCGGAGGCAGCAGCUCCAGCCUUCCAGGGACCCCAGGAGGGGAUGUCAACUCCGCCAACAGUGUGCUGAGCUGGGCCGUCUCUUUUGAGAAGCUGUUGGAAGACCCCCAUGGGGUCUGUUACUUUACGGCCUUUUUAAAGUCCGAAGUGAGUGCAGAGAACAUUUUAUUCUGGCAAGAAUGUGAAAAGUUCAGGAAGAUUCCAGCCACAUCUUUGGAUCAGUUGAAAGCAGCAGCUCGCUCCAUCUAUGGCACUUACCUGUCUGACAGCGCUCCCUACAGUGUGAACAUCGAUGACACUGCCAAGACAGAGGAGAAAGAUCUGGAGAAACCCACUCCUGACAUGUUUAACAAAGCUCAGGCUCAGAUUUUUAAAUUGAUGAAGAUGGACAGCUACCGGCGCUUUGUGCGCUCUCCUCUCUAUCAGCGUUGCAGCUUGGCAAGUGUAGAAGGUAAACAUCUACCUCAGCUCUCGACAGAGCCCGUCCGCAUGGGGUCAUGGGACGACAUGGCCAACAAGAGCCCCACAAGUGACAAGAAGAACAGGAAGUCCGACUCCAAUAGUCUACCAAGUGGUACUAGUGUCUCAGAGAAACAGCGACAGAAAAGAGGAUCCUGGGGAGAUGCAUCAAACGGCUCAGGUCCUCUGAAGCAGUCAAAUAUGUCGAUCAAAUCAACCAGCAGUGUGGAGCUUGGCUCCCUCUGCAGACAGAUGGAGAACGGUCGGCCGGGUCCCACCUCCCGCGAUCAGGCUGCUGGCAUCGGGAGCCGUAUGGGGGUGGAGGGGGGUUACUGCUGUGUCUACCUGCCCGACGGCAGCGCCUCCCUGGCCCCUACACGUAAUGGGCAGCCCAUCAAGGACAUGCUGGCCAGCCUGUGUGAGAAAAGGGGCUUCCCAUUAAAAGACGUGAUGAUUUACCUUCAUGGCAAGGACAAGCCCUUGUCGCUGGACCAGGACUGCUCCGUGCUCAGAGAUCAACAGGUCUCUCUUGAGCUCAGGGUGACGUUUGCGUUGGAGAAUGCCUUUACUGGUAAAACAGUGGGAAUCAUGGUGAAGUCCAGUAAAACACUGCAGGACGCCCUCUGUUCAGUGAUGCAAAAGCACCAUCUAAAGCCGCAAGAGACAGCGGUCACCAUGGUUGGUAGUGACGAGCCUGUGAACCUGAACUGCUCUGUGUUCAGACUAGCCAAUAAGACGCUGCGGUUGGAAAAAGCCAAAGGUAAAGAGCAGACCAUUAUUCCCAGAGGAGGGAGUUCUUCUCCUACUGCACAGGCAGGAUCAGGGAGUGGAGGCCUGGAGCCUCGAUCAUCGACUCAGACCGACAGAGUCCGGACGCAGCAGAGACCCAGUAAGAACCGCGACAUGGACGGAUUUCUGGACAUGCUGACCAGAGCUCAGUGCUGCAGAGUAGAUGACCAGCGAGGCCUUCUGACCAAAGAACAGCUAGAGAUCCCUUCAUUCCUGCAGCUUUCUUCAGACCAGGGACAGAAUACAGACGAUUCCAGUGUAACCAGCUCUUCCACUACCGACUCCAAAACAGAGUCAGGGGACAAUGCAGAUGCUCCAGCUCCGGCUCCAGCUUCGGCUCCAGCUCCAGCUCCGGCUUCGGCUCCGGCUCCAGCCAAUAAAUCUGAGGAAAGUUCUGAUGCUCCUAAAUCUGAAUCUAAAGACUUGAGGGAAACAACAGUUUGACGCAGAAUUGUGUGGAAAGACAAAGUCUUAAAACCCGUUGAAUAUCUAACAGAAAUGUGAUCUGAUUUAUGUAAAAAGAUAGUUGUUGGUCCAGAUGCACUUUCUUUAAUGAAUAAGCUCACACUUGGCAGUAUUUUCUUUGGCCUCAGCCUUUGAUCAAAUGGGCUUUUGAAGGCAAGUGUAGAUGGGUGAAAACAUUCUGGCAAACAUUUGUGUAAUUUCUAAAACACUACAGAUCUUCCCUGGAGAAUGUUUGCUGCGAAUCUAUACUGCACCCAUAAAUGUAUAAAACGUUUAACCUUAAAAUUGCACCCUGAAACAUGUUGUACAGAUUAAUUCACCCUCGAACCUGCAGUCGACUCUAAAGCAUACGUGUAUGUCUGCAGAGGAAGCAUGGACUGUUCUGAGUAGCCCUGUUAAACGUGCCUUGCAUGUCUGUGUCUUAUGAUUUCUAAAUAUUUUAUGAAGAUUAGCUUUUAUUACUUGAAAUAUGUGUUUUCUUGUGUGGGCACUUGUUUAUUUGUAAUGCAUGUUUUGCAUGGUUUGUUGUGAAGGCACUUUGUGAAGCUCUGGUCAUGCCUCGUUCCCUGCCACUUCCAAUUGCAUUUCGGGAUUCCUAAAGUGUUAAAGGGUGACAGAUUCAGUGUUAUGUUACCUAGCAAAACUUUUAACCGACUCUGUUAAUUUGUUUGCUAUGAAAGGCGUUAUAUUUUUCAAUAAAUCCGAGGUCGGUUUCUGCCUGAAAGAACUGGUUCGUGAUUUGGUUUAAAUUAUACAUUCAGCAUGCUGUAAGAUGACUCGAGCUCAGUGGAGUGACUGGAUGAGUCAUGCUCAACAAUACAAGACUGAUCCAUCUGAGUACCUGCAAACUCUUUUUAUAUAUCCAUUAUUAUUUUUUUUUUGGUUUAUCCUGAUAAAGGAAAACUUCCUCCUACAUGUAACGUCAGUGAUGAUGAUCUUUGCAGAGUUAUGAUUGGUUCCUUGGAUAAGUUUGUAGCGAAUGAACUGCUUUUUAUUUCCCAAGACUUGUUGCUGGAUGGGGGUUUGCCAUUUUUCUGUGAUGGCUAGGUAUUAUGCGAGUUACAAAACCUGUUAGAUGACUCAUGGAUGAUCUCAUCCCCCUGGAUGACGUCAGCAGUGUAUAUAUUUCAUAGUAUGUGGCAGCACGUGGUUUUGGAAUGCAUCCCAUCUAACAUGCUUGUUUAGACCAUUACAUGCAAUUGUUAUGGUUGCAAUUAAGCUCGAGAGAAUGAACGGCACUACAUUAAUGUGCAAAGUGUUCAGGCAUCCGUAGCACACCUGGCAUUUGCGUGUUUGUGUGUUUGCACGUCUAGUCGUGCGCGAGUGGUGCGUCGGUGGAGCUAUGAAUGGGCAGAGAGGGGUGUUCUCUCACACACACCGUCACAGCUCUGGGAUGAGGAGUGCCAUCUACUCUACUGCACGUCUGCUGUGCUGCUGAGAGGAAAGAAGACAAAGGGGGAGAGAAGGAGGUGAGCGUUUUGAGUUUUUCCCCAGAAUGUUUUAUUUUUUUAUAUUUAUUAAUUUAUAACAGGAUUUUUAAAGGUUGCUUUUGCAGAGUGUAUUUUGUUUGUCCUUGUCACUCCCAUCUUUCAUCCUUCUUGCCUGUCUGUCAGACAGCACAUAACUGAGCUUGAUGAAAUGCAUUUAUCCUGUCUGAUGAACCUCAUGGUUUGUCAUUUCUUUUUCACUGCUUCAUUUGGUUGGAGUUUGUUGCAUGCUUUAUUUGAUUGAAUUUAAAACUGUCAAUACUUAAAAAUAUUAAUGAUGGAUGCAUAAGGGUUUUCAAAAAAAAUAAAUCUAUUCUGCGCUUAGUGACGGAUGCCUGACUGAUUAAAAUGAUUUCACAUUCUUUUUAGCAGUUCUCGGGUGAAAGACACGUGGCCCAGCUGUUAGUCGGACAGGGAGCAGCUGUGCUGGGCGACUGACUAAAUUCAUCCUGUUGGGGUGCGAGGUCAGGGUGCUGAGUGUUCACCUGAACGUGGGAAAACAGAUGUCUAGUUACUCUCAGUUUCUAUCUUCUCACAACUCCAAUGUUAUCAGAAUUACUGGCCACCUUCUGACCUUGGAGCUCGUUCAUCUCUGUUCGUUGUGAAGUAAUGAUGUCAGACUGAGGUUAGGAGCUCUUUGUCUUGAUAAUUUCAUGUAAAGCUUAUUUUUGAUUAAUAAAAUGAACUCUAGCUGGUUGGGUAUGAAGAAGGUUCCAUGUUGGGAGACUCUUUAUUUAAGAAAAAUUAUUUAAGGCAGAGCUACUCCAUGCCGCCAGGAGCUAUAAUAUAGUUUUAUGACUACAGGAAGCUAAUCAUGCAUUUUAAGCUCAACCUCUUCGUUUCGUAUUUUAAUUCGUGGCCAUUGAGUUAAAUACUGCUGACCUUACUCUUUUAAAAAAUAGGACAAUAUCUCUGGAACAGAUUAGCUUUCCAUCCUAUGAGUAUUUCAUUAAGAGUCUUAAAGCUUCUACUUUGUUUUUAGUUUUAUCUUCCUCAAAGCGUCUUUGAAGAAGUGGUGGUGGUAGGAGGAAGUGUUUAACCAGAAAGACUGCUGUUUUCUAACAUUUGGUGCCACUAAAGAAAUGUUCACUCUCUGAACAUUUCCAAAUUUUACCUGUCAAGACCAUAAAAUUCAAAGCAGACUAUUGGGAUUUUAUGUAAUGAAACAACCCUGUUCAGAAUUUUGAAGUGGGAGGAAAAGGAUACACGGACUCAGCAUAAAAACACUCUACAUUUUAAUUCUUUUCUGAGAUAUUUCAAGCUCAAAUUGAAAUGUUUUUUUUUUUCUGAACAUAUAUCUUAAUCUAAACCCUUCCAUCAUUCCAUCCCCACCAACAAUAUCUCUGCUCAAGAGCAUCUUUACAGCAUGAUGUCGUCACCACCAUCUUUCACUGUGGGAAUGGUGUGUUCAAGGUGAUGUGCAGCAGUUUUUCAACACAAAGUUUUGAAUGUUUCAGUCUUAUUGACCUUGUUUGUUUGCUGUUCUCUUUGUGGCUGCAUGUCUUGCCAUUUUCCAAAAUAUCCUGUUAAUACAUUCUCUCACGUCGAGCUGCUCCUGGCUGCUUCUCUAAUUAACGCUUUCCUUGAACACCUUGUCAGUAAAGGUCGACGGUAAUGACUUGGAUGCCAUUUGUGCCAUACUCUUUUUAUUUUAUGAUGGAUUAAAAAGUAAUCCACAAGCUGUGGAAAAUAAACCUUUGAUGCCAUCACAGAAUAGUAGUUAGCAUAGCAUCCUUAAAAUAAUAAUAAUAACAAUAAAAAGCAAGGAAAACAUGACAUGAAAAAUAAAACAGAAGGGUGCAAAUGUAAAUCAGCAUACACAAAAACAGGAAAAGAAUACAGCUCCAAUCUGCUUAAGAGCCAUUCUGAAUAAAUGAGUCUUUAGCUGCUUCUUCACAGGCAGAAAGAUGAAUGCACUUCAUUCCACAACCUUGGAGCCACCGCUCUACAAGAUUUAUCUCCUCUUGUCUCAAAAUAUGUGUGGAACCACUAAGAUCCUCUUCCCAGAACAUCUCAGACUGAGAGGAGGUGUGGAGCUCUAAAAAGCAAGAGAUAUUAACUAUAGAUUCACUCUAAAAGUGAGAACUAAGAUUAUAAAAUAAGUUCUAAAAUAUAUUGAUAGCCAAUGUGAGAAGAGACCCUCUUCUCAAAAAAGCCUUGCAGCUGCAUUCUGUAGUCACUGGAGAUGGUUAUGAUCCUUCUUUUCAGUCACUUAAAGAGGUUGUUGCAACACAGUCAUAAAGAGGCAUUGAUGAUCAUCUUCAGCUUUUGAAAGCAGAAGUCAAAUUUUGGAAACAUUUCUUGACUGAGAAAAACGGUUUCUGAUUAAUUCUCAAAAAAGAUGCUCCAAGGACAAAGAUAGCAUCAAGCUUUCUGAGUUUGUCUUGGACAGUAGAGUGCAAUACAUCAAAGUGAUGUUUGAUUUCAGAUAUUUGGCUCUUAGAGGCAAUAACGUUUCCAUAUUCUCACAGUUCAUCUGCAGCUUGUCACAAAGCUUCUGUGUAAAACUUGUAAAGCAUUUUUAUCAAAGGGCAAGCUGUAAAUAUUCCUUCCAGCCAUUGUCUAUACUCGCUUGUCCUUGUAGGGUCUCCUUCAUCAGACAGGAGCCAGCCUACAUGCCAGAGCGACACAAACACAUCCCUCCACACACACCAAUGAAGCUAAGGGUUGUGUCUGGAGAGUGGGAGGAAGCCAGACAGAACCCAUGUAUGCAAGAGGAGAACAUGCAAACUCCAUGCAGAAAGACUGAGAUUCAAACUCCUUACCUUAAAGCUGCAAAGCACCUUUGCUACCAAUUGCACCUUUUUGUUGCCACUUUAAAUAUUCAAUUGGUUUAAAAUAUAUGAUGCAUGAAACUUGUGUCACUUCACACAGAACUAGAUGGUGGAUUAGGUGACUUGUAAAGGGGAUUUUCUUUCUAGAGUAAUCAGAAUAAUUGGGGCACAAUAGAAAUAAAUUGUUUUUAGACUAUAACUACAACAAAUCUUCAACAACAGUGUAAUUUCUUCUUUCCACUUCAAAAUUAUGCUCUGAUUUUUGUUGUCACAUAAAAGUCUAACAAUGUAAAUAAUAUCUAUAAGAAGUAUAUCUAUAAUGUGACAUUAUUAGACGCUUAUUUACUUUUGCAGAGCAUUGACUGAAUUUUUAACCCUUCAUAACCUAACAGAGAUUAUUAAAUAUUUGCACUUUGCUCAAAUGAUUUCAUCAGUGACAUGUUUCUGUAUUUCUUUAAAAAAAAUAGAACUUUCCUUCCCUCAGUUUCACCUCUGUGUAGGUUUGCUUUACAUACAAUGGAUAAUUUCUUUAUUGAGACAAACGGAAAGUGAAACAACAAAUCGUUUUUAUUUAGGUCAUCUCCCUGAGUGAGCUGGCCAGAGACAGCACUUAGGACUUACUGAAUGCCUCCCCUUCCAUCAAGGUUGAAAUUAUUCUCCUCUGCCUCCUUCAAAGCCCCGUAAUGCACAUUUAGAGGAAGUGUGCAGAGCUCAGCUGCUGGUUUCUUACCCCUGGGUGUGCUAACUGAAGCCUGUAUGAAAAAAGAGUCAGAGCACUCCACUGAGUCACUUGUGUUGGCAUGUUUUAGAUAGCAGGCAGGUCCAGUCCGUAUCUGUUCCACUUCAAGAAUGCUUUUGUGUUGGGGUUCCCUGCAGCAUCGAAUGUUAACCGGCUGUGACCACUGACGUCAGUCGUCACAGUGGGUGAAGGAACUCCUGUCGCUCAGUAGCCAUUCAUUUUUCAUGAGCUCCUGAAAAGAGCAUCACGGUGAUAGUUUUGUUUUAGUCAAAUCCUUUCCUUUUAUUCCGAUAAUGUUCUUAUGAGGUCUCACUUAAAGAGAUGCAUCUAUUCUGUAAAACCUUAUGCACCUAAUAAAUGACUGAUUUAAAUGUGAGCACAAAUUGUGAUAAUUUCUCAUAAAACUUAGUAGUUUGCUUUAAUGAAAAAGGCAUUAUUUGUACUUUCUAGGAAUGCUAAAGUGUUUGCUUUUUUUUCACCAAAGCAGCUUUGCAGAGAACCUGAGCUUAGAAGCUAUUCUUCAUCUGCUAAUAUUGGUCCUAAGUUGCAAUGAAAAGCUGUAGAAAUACAGACUUACUGGAAGUUUAUUUUUUUACUUUGACAGUUUUUUUUUGUUUUUUUUAUCUGUAAGACAGAUCUAUAUGCUGUAGACGGCUGCAAUAAACCACAUCUUCAAAUGUGAACUCAGACCUGCCAAUAACAUUUCACCCAUGCAUCUUUGAUGGACUGUAUGAGAACUGACAGAGACAACAGAAACUGUCGGUCUGUUAUUUUGUUUUUUUUAAAUAAAGAAACCGUCUCUCACACCGUGACCUAAACCCCAAGGUGUUUAGUCCCUUGGCAGCAGGGCUCUUGACGCCAGCUGUGCCUCUGGCUGUGACUGUUGCUUUGUAUUCACUGUAGACUUUGGCUUUUCUGGGACUCAUUGUUUGUGCUGCAUUGGUGUGCAUGAGUGAAUGUUCUUUUU